AUGGCUGGUACGCUUUCGUACACCUCCUUGGCUAGCCGCCGUUUCCAGGCUACGCAGCAAUGGCAAGCCAUGGUCCCGGUUGACAGCCGCGCACUGAACAACACCAUGCUGACCAGGAAUGCAGAUGAACCACGACGCUCAGGCCGAGCCACGAAAGGCCAGCACAAAAACCUCGAACUCCCGGCCGACGCCCCCGCGAAAAAAGGCAAGGGCAAGGGCAAGACCGACAAGUCCAGCAAAGCAUCCGCCGAACCGACUCCCGGACCCAGCGAAGAUGGCGAAGAAGAAGAGAUCAUACGCUGUAUCUGUGGUGAAUACGAGGAGGAGGAAGACGUGGAGCGAGAUAUGAUCUGCUGCGAUCAGUGUUCUGCAUGGCAACACAACGACUGUAUGGGCCUCACAUUUGCCAAGGGCGAAGAGCCUGAUCAAUAUUACUGCGAACAAUGUCGACCGGAGAACCACCGAGCGCUGCUUGACAAGAUCGCCAAGGGCGAGAAGCCUUGGGAGGAAGUUGCGGCCAAGCGUCGCCAGGAGGCUGAGGAGAAGAAAGCAAAGCGCAAGAAGGGCAAGAAGGGCAGCCGAAAGAGCCAAGGCAAGGCAGACUCCGGUACUCCAGCUCGCGCUGGGACUUCAGCAACCCCCGGCCCUGGAGUGUCACCUGCCACAGGUGCUUCUGCUUCUGCGGAGCCCGAGAAGAAUGGCCAUGCCACAGACUCAAGGAGGUCAAGCACAAACAAGCGCAAACUCGAAGACAACACCGAGGCGGAUAUGGAACCUCAAGUGAAACAGCAACGCAUCUCUCCACAGUCUACAGCGGGAGGAGCAUCAAAGCUCAAAUCAGAACCCACGCCAGAUACCCCAGCAUCCUUCGGUUCCGUGGAGGACCUGACUAUUCCCGCUCGAAAGAGCGCGGCGGUAGCUCUUAUCAAGCUUUUUGUAGAACCCGGUGCUUCUUCCCAGAAAAAGGCAACCUCGCAACCUGCAGAACAGCCAACUCAAGAUGCUACACGACAACUUGGUCUCGCUAUCGAAGAUGCCAUGUAUCGGAAUCUUUGCGGACAGACAGGGGAGCCCAACGAGGCGUAUAAAGCUCAAUUACGAACGAUCAUGUUCAACGUAAAGAAGAACCAUUCUCUACGGGAUCGUUUGCUCGUAGGUAGUCUCUCGCCCGAUUCCUUGUCCAGGAUGAAGCCAGAGGAGAUGGCCAGCGAAGAGUUGCAGCAGAAGGAUGCAGAGAUCAAGCGGGAAUCCGAGCGACAGCAUAUCAUUAUUCAGGAGCAGGGACCCCGUAUUCGACGCACACACAAGGGAGAAGAGCUCAUCGAAGACGAGACUCAUGCCGCAACGGAGCCGGUCUUCUCUGCAGCGCCUCGUCGACUUACCGAGGCCGGGGAAAGCCCUGCCAGCCACAGCCCGAUCACCUCCCGAGCACAACAUACGACAAAGGCCGAUGGAUCUGGGCGAGGCCCGUCACCCACUGGCGAACACCAUGAUCAUGUGUUCCCUGAGGUCGAGACAAACAUUCGCGAACCUGUGCCUCAUGGCAGAAUCCAGGCCGAUGCCGAGAUCGACAAUCUUCUCCGUGACGACGAACCCGAUUCGCCUCCCUAUUCCCCGAAGGACUACAACGACGAUGGUGUCAUCUGGCAAGGAAAGGUGACCAUGGCCUCUCUUGCCGAAUUCUCGUCUUCCGCAAAACACGUUGGAGGUGCAGAUUUGAGUGGUCGUAUUCCAUGGAGCCAGCUUGCGCCAUCGACACUGCUGGUUGAUGGGCGUAUCGAAAUCCAGCUCGCCAGCAACUAUCUCUGUGGACUGCGCUUCAGUUCCUCCACCGACGUGUCCGUCAUUGCUGUGAGAAGCCCCAAUCCGCCUAACGAGAGAGCGGCCUUCGACAGGCUCUUCGAAUACUUCCAGGGCCGCAAGCGCUACGGUGUUAUCGGAAAGCACCCACUUCCGGCUGUCAAGGAUACCUAUGUUGUUCCUCUCGAGGCUGGUGCUACAACCGGGCCCGAAUUUAUCGAACUUCUUGAGAACAACUCCCUCGAGAGCCCUAUUCAUGAACGACUGCUACUUGUGGUCUUCGUUGUCAAGACGGGCGAGUCCAACCCUCCAUCCGUCCAGCCUUCUUCGCAUCAACCCAGCCUGGAGCCGGCAUCGACUGCCAGCCCUUUGACUGCCGUGGGUGGUACGCCACAGCAACCUCCUUUCGGUGUCCCUCAGGCUUCUCAAACCCCUCCAAACACACUCUCCGGCGCCAACCCAAAUCCUGCUGCAUAUGGCCAGCAAGCCCAACCGCAGCCAGGUCAAUCUGCUGCCCCGCAACAAUCCACCGUCACUGGUAUGGCGGCCGCUAUCCAAGUGCUGGGCGCACAGGUGAAUGAGCCCGCCAUCCAGCAGCUCCUUAAAACUGCACCCAACGUGGAAGUGGCGCAGUUGAACGUCGUUCGCGACAUCCUGGCCCGACAGCCAGCCGCCGCAGCCAACUAUGAUGUGCUCAUGACUGCGUUGUUCGAGACCCAGGCAAACGGCCACGUUCCGCAGGCAAACACCUGA
Penicillium argentinense is the source of this 2553-nucleotide messenger RNA. RefSeq lists its product as uncharacterized. NCBI's taxonomy places the organism in Eukaryota, Fungi, Ascomycota, Eurotiomycetes, Eurotiales, Aspergillaceae. Gene Ontology annotation, biological process: regulation of mRNA 3'-end processing; transcription elongation by RNA polymerase II; transcription antitermination. Bases 1 to 2553 code for a protein of 850 amino acids. The transcript is spliced from 2 exons. The record is from RefSeq and is a predicted model, not a curated record. Gene Ontology annotation, molecular function: RNA polymerase II transcription regulatory region sequence-specific DNA binding. Gene Ontology annotation, cellular component: nucleus.